Molecule: messenger RNA, 1161 nt
Organism: Pseudocercospora fijiensis CIRAD86
Lineage: Eukaryota; Fungi; Ascomycota; Dothideomycetes; Mycosphaerellales; Mycosphaerellaceae
Exons: 2
Source: RefSeq, a predicted model, not a curated record
CCGCAUUUCGAACCCACUAAAUCAGGCUGGCAAUUCGAUCACAGAAGAGACGGCAGGAAUUACGGCUUGACGGAGGAGCAGUGCAAUGUCGCUUUCCCGGAGCUUUACAGGGAAAUUGCUCGCGCCGUGGAGCAUCGUAAGGAGAAAUGGGGUGAGAUAACACCAGAUGAAGUAGACGUGGCAUGGCGUGGAGAUGGGAUCGUUCGUGCGAUGAUUCAUGACAACCAGCUGUAUGUGAUUGAUCCUCAUGCUGUUACGGACCACAACCAUCGACCGAGAACUCUUGCGACACUACAUGCGAUACACAGAGCUGUGAGCGCCUCCUCGGGCAAGCUACCAGACAUUGAAUUUAGCUUCACAGUGCACGACUUUGCGCUGCACGACCGUUACGGAAAUCACACGACAUGGGCCUAUACGCGACUGCCCCACCAAGAGAAGCUGUGGUUGAUGCCAGAUUUCGGACUUUGGGGUUGGCCAGAUGUUGGUUUGCGAUCGUACGCAGAAUUCCAGACCGUGCUGGACUAUGAGGAAGACGAAUUCGUAGACAAGAUACCCAAGUUGGUCUGGCGUGGCUCGCUUGCUGUGGGUUCACACGAUGUUCGAGCUGGCUUGGUCAAGCACAGUGAGAAACAGCCGUGGGCUGACGUACUGGAGCUGGAUUGGUCCAAUAGGACAAACAUCGAAGAGCGUCUUCUCAGUAUGCAGGACCAUUGCGCUUACAUGUUUGUAGCGCAGACCGAGGGCAACACAUACAGUGGACGCCUCAAGUACCUACUCAACUGUCGCUCUGUCGUACUUUCGCAUGACCUAGACUGGAUAGAGCCUUACCACCAUUUGCUGAAAUCUUCUGGUCCGGAUCAGAACUUCAUACAUGUCAAACGGGAUUACAGCGACAUGCCGAAACAAAUGAACAAGCUCACGCAGCCCAAGCACUUUGCCGAGUCGGAAGCCAUCGCGGAUAAUGCUGUGGCCACAUUCCGCGAACGGUAUCUCACGCCAGCAGCCGAAGCAUGUUAUUGGCGAGCAUUGAUUCGUGGUUGGGGAUCCAUGCAGGCGUUCAAGCCUAAAUUUUGGAUCGAAGUCGAAGAGUACGAUAAAGUAACUAGGAAGAAUAAGCUCAAGCGCAGGCCUAGAGGGGCACCUUUCGAAUCUUAUGCAAUU